UGGCAGCGGCGGGGAGAGCAAUGGAGGCCGCGGGCGCCUAAGAGCUGGCCGCGCUGCUGAGGCUGCUGCUGCGGAGGCUCCGCGGGCUGAGACGUUCCCGGGACGCUCGUGGUCCGUCAUCGCUCCCACCACCGUGGCGCCCCGUGAAACCGCAGUUCCCAAGGGCCGUGAUUCCCAGGCUGUCUCAGUGCUGCACCCCAGUUCCUGACGAGCAUACCCCCAAGGGUGGGUCUGCUUUUCUACAAGAAGAAAAGUUUGGCGGAGAAUUAUCCAGCAGCAAUAGGAUUUGUGUUCCUUCAUAACGACAAGAAGAAGGGAGGCAGAUUCCAGCCUUUUAAGAAGUUGUUUGGCAAAAAGAAAAAGAAGAGCUCCCCGCUGUCUGAGGAGUCAGCCGGGAGGCAGAGGCAGACCCACACUCCCUGGAGUGCAGGCAAUGGGACCUUCUCUUCGGAUGAGGAGACCCAGGAGAACAGUCUGAGGUCCUUCAACUAUUCUAUGGGAGCCCGGGCGUUCUCCCAUGACAGUAUUUUUAUCCCUGAUGGGGGAGCAGAAAAUGAGCAGACAGUUCAAGCAAUGUCACAGGACAACAUCCUGGGCAAAGUCAAAACUCUUCAGCGACAGUUGGGCAAGAAUAUCAAGUUUGGGCAGCGGCCGUCUAACGCCAUUCCCAUGAAGAAGGCAGGCAGUGCAGACGCUAGCUCAGAUGAGGACUUCUUCCUGACCAGUCCCAUGGAAAUUGUGACUCAGCAGGACAUUGUCCUCUCAGACACAGAGAACAAACCCAGUGAUACGCCAAGUUCCUCCAGCCCUCUGAAUCUACCUGAAGCCGGAAGUGAGAUGGAAGAGAAGGUUGCUCCAGUUAAACCCUCGCGGCCAAAAAGGCACCUCCCUUCUACUGGCACCAUUGAAAGUGUCAACCUCGACGCCAUCCCCCUGGCCAUUGCUCGUCUGGACAACAGUGCUGCCAAGCACAAACUCUCUGUUAAGCCAAAAAACCAGAGGGUGUCAAGGAAGCACAGGUGGCUUGCCCAGGAUCGCCAGAAUGUGCCAGGCAGCUUCGAGAGCCAGUCCUCCGUGGACCAGAACGGCCAGCCAGGAGAAGACAGGCACAUUUGGCAUGAAGAGGAACCAGAGCCUCUAGAGUCCCGUGAAGACAAAAGACUCCAGGAAGAGUAUUGGCGGGAACUUGAAGCCAAGUGCAAGCGGCAAAAAGCCGAAGCUGCGGAGAAGAGGCGCCUGGAAGAGCAGAGGCGGCAGGCGCUGGAGAGGAGGCUCUGGGAGGAGAACCUCCGCCAGGAGCUGCUGGAGGAGGAGGAAGGCGAGGAGGAGGACCUGCAGCUAGAGGCGGCCAAGGCACCUCCAGGGCAAGCGUCAGGUCUGGAGGAGCAGGGAUGUGCAGAGCAAGUGCUGGGGAAAGCCGACCACCCCGAGGCGGAAGGGCGCCAGCAUGGGCAGGAAGAGGCCGAGAGGCAGCAGGAGAAACUGAGGCAGGAAGAGGCCGAGAGGCAGGCGGAGAAACUGAGGCAGGAAGAGGCCGAGAGGCAGCAGGAGAAACUGAGGCAGGAAGAGGAGCUGAGGCAGUCGGAGAAACUGAGGCAGGAAGAGGCUCAGAGGCAGGAAGAGGAACUGCGGAAGCUGGAGGCCCAGAAGCAGGAGGAGAAACUGAGGCAACUCGAGGCCGAAAGGCAGGAAGAGGAACUGAGGAAGCUGGAGGCCCAGAAGCAGGAGGAGAAACUGAGGCAGCUCGAGGCCGAGAGGCAGGAAGAGGAGCUGAGGAAGCUGGAGGCCCAGAGGCAGGAGGAGAAACUGAGGCAGCUCGAGGCCGAGAGGCAGGAAGAGGAGCUGAGGAAGCUGGAGGCCCAGAAGCAGGAGGAGAAACUGAGGCAGCUCGAGGCCGAGAGGCAGGAAGAGGAGCUGAGGAAGCUGGAGGCCCAGAAGCAGGAGGAGAAACUGAGGCAGCUCGAGGCCGAGAGGCAGCAUGCUCAGGAGGAGGAGGAGGAGGCGGCCGAGCACACGGAAGAACUGAACGGGCGGGCAACGCUGGCACCGCAGGUGGACGAAGGCCCCCAGGGUCCAGAAGGAGAGGGCCAGGCUCCGCUAGCCGACGACGCGCAUCAGCAAAGCCCCCUGCAGCAGGACCUCGAGAAGCCAGAGGAACAAGGAAACCUGGACUCCGCGGGACAGGGAGAGAUGGCCCAGGAGCAGGAGGAAGCCGCCAAGGCGGCCAGCGAGCCGGCAGGGCAGAGGGGAGACUCGAGCAUGGAGUGCGGUGGUGUAGACGCGGAAGAGAGGGAAGCCACCCAGGUAGACAUCCCCCUGCCGCAGGAGGAGCAGAUGGGCGCGCCGCCGGCCUCAGAGGACAAGAACGAAGCUGUCGCUGCGGAUAACGACCGGAAGGUGGAGGAGCUCCGGUGGCAGGAGGUAGACGAACGGCAGACCAUGCCCCGGCCCUACACGUUCCAGGUGUCCUCCGGGGGUAGGCAGAUUCUCUUCCCCAAAGUCAACCUGAGUCCGGUGACUCCCGCCAAGGACGCGAGCCCGGCCCCGCUGGCCCAGGACCCGCCGGCGCCCCGCGGCGCCGCCGCACACGGCCUGCCCUCGGCGCUGAGCAUCCCGCACACAGCCAUUCUGGUCACCGGAGCGCAGCUGUGCGGCCCGGCGGUCAACCUGAGCCAGAUCAAGGACUCGGCGUGCAAGUCCCUCCUGGGCCUGUCAGAGGAAAAGCGGCCGCCGGUGGACGUCCCCGCGGCGGAGGGCAGGUCCGGCGGCAGCAAGGCCAGGCCUCCCCCGGAGUCGCCGAGCAAUGCCGCCGCGCUAGCCGAGUGGGCCUCCAUCCGAUCCAGGAUCCUGAAGAACGCGGAGGGUGACCAGCGUGGUGACAGGGAGCCGGCCAGAGCCGGGGACGAGCCCGCGCCCCGAGCGCGGUGCGAUUCCCGAGGGAACGUGCGCAGGACGCCGCCAGCCAACGCCAAGUUCUCCAUCAUGCCCGCCUGGCAGAAAUUCGCAGACGGCGGUGCGGAGAUCUUCAGACAGAGCCUGGAUGGUGAAGGCGUGAGGAAAAGGCUGGGCUCGGCAGUGGGCGAAGAGACAGCACCCCAGCCUCCGCCUGCUGCGACCCCGGAGCCUCGGAAGAGCCUGGAGAAGCAAGAGGUGAGCCAGGAGCCACCAGACACCACUGACGGAUGCAAAUUUGCCAAAGACCUUCCAUCUUUCCUCGUCCCGGGCCUGCCUUCUCCGCAGAAAGCUGCUUCCCGCACAGGGUCCACGACCACUUCGGACAGCGAGACCACGAGUGACAUAGACCCUGUGGUGCCAGGAGGUGAGGAAAAGGCCUCGCCCUUCGGUAUAAAACUGAGAAGGACCAACUACUCCUUGCGCUUCCACUGUGACCAGCAGGCCGAACAGAAGAAGAAGAAGAGACACAGCAGCGUGGGAGACGCUGUGGAUGGUGGCACCCCCGCAGCCGGAGGCGACCCUGGAGAGAGAGAGCCCGAAGCGGUGGCCCUCAAGCAUGGCGCAUCCCUUCCCCAGGAGAAGAAGCCAGCCCUAGCCCCUCGGAGGGACUCUGCCGAAAGCUCUGCUAGCGGUCACUCUAUUACUGCAGCCCAGUCGGGGCUACCACCAGCCGACAGCCAGGCCCCAGUCCCAGAGCAGAACAAGGCAGCAAGCAAAACACCACCAAUGCAGAAGCCGGCCCUCGCUCCCAAGCCCACCAGCCAGACUCCACCAUCAUCCCCACUCUCCAAACUGAGCAGACCCCACUUGGUAGAGCUGCUUGCUAGGCGGGUUGGGAAGGUGGAUUCCGAGCCAAGCAAGGAGAGCAGUGAUAACCAGCCACCCUCACCAUCCCUGCCAGAGGAGCCGAAGGGGCCGAAGAGGGAUGAGGAAGCGGUGCCAGAAAAGAAACUCGCUUCCCCACCUCUGUCAGCCAGCCAGCAAGAGAGACCUUCGCUAACUUCGGAAACAGGUAGAAAAGAGAAGCCCAUGUUGCAGAGCAGGCACUCUUUAGAUGGCUCCAAAUUAACAGAGAAAGUUGAAACUGCUCAGCCGCUGUGGAUAACGUUGGCACUGCAAAAGCAAAAGGGGUUUCGCGAGCAGCAGGCAACUCGAGAGGAGAGGAAGCAAGCCCGGGAGGCCAAACAAGCAGAGAAACUCUCCAAAGAAGCUGCCAGUGUCAGCCCACAGCCUGGAAACAGUCGAGGGAGCAGAGCUGGUUCCCUGCACAAGUCUGCCACUCCAUCAGAAGAGAAGAAGCCCGAAACUGCCGUGUCCAGGCUCCAGCGCAGAGAACAGCUGAAAAAGGCUAACACUCUUCCCACGUCCGUGACAGUGGAGAUCUCAGACUCGGCACCCCCGGCACCGCUGGUAAAAGAGGCCCCCAAAAGGUUCUCCACCCCAGAUGCUGCCCCGGUGUCCACAGAACCCGCCUGGCUGGCUUUGGCCAAAAGAAAAGCAAAGGCCUGGAGCGACUGCCCACAGAUCAUUAAGUAAACAGUGACUCUUACCACUUCUGUGGCCAUUUGCUGGCUUUUCUCUUGCCCUUUUUAUUUAUUUAUUUUUUAUAUGAGGUAAAGAAACCAAGCUAGGGAAAAGAAGCAUGUUUUAUAGGCUCUAAAAUAAUGUCUAGAAACGGAACUGGUGGUGUUCAUUGUAAAGAGUGUAUUUGCACAAUCCUGGGUCCUGGUGCCUUGAGCUCCCCCUAGUUCUCAAGAGACAGUUUUGUCUGAGGGACCACAUGAAGCAAAGUCUGCAAACGAGAGCUCAGGAGAGCCUGCUAUGCCCACCCAUGGCCUUCACACACAUGUGCACACCCAUGCACCAUUGCAGAACAUACCCUUUUGCCAAUCUUUGUAAGUUUUUCUUCCUUUUUGAUUCUCUACUCUUCUAUCCAAAACAUUUACCCUACUGUGUUUGCCUAUGUAACAGUGACAGGUUCACAUGUACAUAAAACACGGUGUCACUCUCCCGAAUGCAGUGACUGGAGAAUAAGGAAAAGCUGGCCCCCAACUCUGUGCCUGUGUCUGGUUUUCCCAACCCUAUAACCACAACAUAGCAAAUCCAUUCACAUUCAUACUACACUAGAUCCAUGGUGUGCCCUGUCAUACCAGUACCCUCUUUAAAGACACAUGGACCAUUUGGCCUCGCUGGCUCCUAAGGAACAUAUCUAGUCUGGUGAAUAAAAGGUGAUGCUGUGCCAGAGUUGUCUCUGAGAAUCCCCAUGUAAUGAGUGCUGUCCAGCAGCCCAGGCUGCACUCCCAGAUCCUGGGAGCACUGGGCUUAGAAUACAGAUCUUAGGAAAAACUCUUCAGAUGAAUUCUGGUAUAACCCAAAUGUUUUAAGAACCUUGGGGUAUAAUAACUCUGGUAUAAUCUAGCUUUUCACACCAGGAAGAGAAGGCCUGUCCACCCAAAGAUGCAAAAGUGAGACAAGAAAAUGAAACCAUCACCCAAACCAGCCAUUUAUGUAUGAUAGUUUAGGUUGCUGGCAUUUCAUGCCUCUGAAUUUCCCUUUGGCCUUUAGGGAAAAUGAAUAAGCCAAGAUGUGUAACCUAUUUCUACGAAGGACUUCCUGCAGAGAAUUUUUUUCCUUUAUUGUACUUGAAUAAUUCAGAGUCGAAUGUUCCAAAGCAUUUACAAUUUAGAGCAUUCACCUUGAUACCUUUAAAAAAAGAUGCAUCUCAGAGUUUUAUGUGGCCUUGUAUCAUUCACAUGUGCACACGAAGAAGGGACUUGGCAGUUUCAAAGCCACGUGUAUGUUUAUUUCUCUAGAUUUGCUUUACAUGACACUAGACAUACCAGCAAAUGCCUACACCCUGCUGGUACUCACUUUGUAUUUCCUGGUGUUGGCAUAGUUUCCUUGUAUAGGUGCAGAUUCAUUCUUUGCCCAGUGCAGGGUAUUUGCAUCCCUUUCCUCCCACACUAACACAUUUUACAGCAUCCAUCACGACUUCCUCUGUGCUUACUCAAUAUGCAAUGCGCUGUUAUUCUGUCAGCCCUGCAGGACGACAGGGAUGCUGUUUACCAUAUAGAAUCAUUUUCUCUCUAGCAACAGUGGCUCUGCUUCAUGAAGCAGAUGGCAUGUGUGGUCAAGUGGAUAGCUGUACUACUGCAAGUCGGAUUUAGUAUUAUAUAUUCUGGACCUUCAGACUGUUAAGAAUCAAUGUACCUUUUUUGUUGUUGUUACUACUAUUGUAAGCAACUAAUAUUCCACUGCACGUUUCCCACACUGGUAUUUUCUAAAUCUUAUGUGUAGACAGUUGUUAGUUCAAUGAUUUCCUCAUGGGUAUAACACUAAUGAAUGGGAAUCAUCCCACUCAAAGCCCUAGAGUUACAGAAUGGGAAUCUUCCCACCCAAGGCCCUAGAAUUAUAGUGCCACAGUGAUCCUUGCAAACUGACUAUCUCUUCCAUCCUCUCAGUCAUGGCAGCAAAGAGGUACAGAAAUAAGAUGGCUAAGGAAGAAUAGGGCUGGGCAUGGUGAUGCAUGCCUUUUACCCUAGCAUUUGGGAGACAGAGGCAGGUAGACCCGUGUUUGAGGCUGGCCUGGUCUACAUAAUGAGUUCCAGGCCAGCCAAGGCUACACAGUGGAGACCCUGUCUUAAAACAAACUAGAGAAAUAGAUAGGUUCAUACUGACUCAACACCAUGAGCCCACACACAGUACAAGAAACAGCUUAGUUAGAAAUGCCCCACCGAUACCUUUAAAAGGAGAAUCUACUGAGGAAAGGGCAGUUAUCAUACUUGCUGAAGAGUACAUGUUUAGCAUUUCAUUUACAAGUCACCCCAAACCUGCACUUAAUACCAAUGAAGUGUUAUUCCGCUUUAGUGGCAUUGCACUUGUCUGAGCAACAAACUAUGGGGAUGUUCUGUGGAAACAAAGUUCAAGACUUUUUCUUUUUAAUAAAUGACUGCUACAUUAAAUAUACAAGCUUUUUUUUUUAAAUUUAAACACUUCUUCUGGCAAGGUUAUAGGUGAUUAACCUCUGUUCAUAGACUUACAUAUGGAAGUAGAGUUUUUGGUUUACUUUAAAAAUGUUUCAAGUGCAAUUGUUUCUUAUAAAACAUGGUUGAUUACCAUUAAAUUCUCAUUUUAGCUGGUUACCUACAAAUAUAUAGUGUGUAUCCACCGUCUCUUCUUGUGAUGUUUAGUUUGCUUAUUUUAAAGCAGCAACAUUAGCUACAAGUGUCUUGCAAUAUUUUUACCAACAAUAAAAUUAAGUAGAUACUUAAUAAAAUUCCUUAGUGUGAUUUUAAUAUUAUUUUGAGAUUUUGGUUGUAUACAGUUUGAAUGUAAAAAAAAUGUCCAUUAUUUAAGGGAAAAGACCUUUCAAUAAAAUACUGACAAGACCUUUGGCACUGA
Mesocricetus auratus (golden hamster) is the source of this 7356-nucleotide messenger RNA. RefSeq names its product capping protein inhibiting regulator of actin dynamics (gene Cracd). Bases 496 to 4491 code for a protein of 1331 amino acids. Lineage: Eukaryota; Metazoa; Chordata; Mammalia; Rodentia; Cricetidae. Gene Ontology annotation, biological process: maintenance of gastrointestinal epithelium; negative regulation of barbed-end actin filament capping. The record is from RefSeq and is a predicted model, not a curated record. The transcript has 11 exons.